AUGGAUCCGAAAAAGAGCUUUGCCACUACUGAGUCGGCCUCUAUUGAUGAUGCUUUGUUCGAUUUAGACCCGCCGGUCGGGCACGAUGCCACGGUACGAUCCCCUUCUCUCGACUCGAGGCGACGGUCGAACUCGAGCCUGCGAUCGGAAUCUAACCCACAGGCACCAUCGCCAUGCGCGACUCGAGAGAUUCCAGGGGAGGAAUGUGCAUUACAGAGAUUUAUCGUAUGGGCAGCCGUCAAGCGAAACAAAUCGGUUCGAAUGGCAGCAAGCGAACGUCUAAAAUGUCCUCUCCUCUUGUGCGGAGAGCGAUUCGACAACCAUGAAGCGAUGCUAAGACAUCUGACUAAAUGCCAACACCUCAAAACUGGUGAAUACGUAUGCUACGACUGCAUGAAAAUCGAACGAUAUAACGAUGGGAAAUGUCGGUGUUGUGUAGGCCACCCGACCAAACGAAGACGUAUUAUCAACAUAGCCAGGAACUUCUUCUCGAAUAUAGGCAAUAAGACACGAAAGGUACCACAUUCUGACUUCCAGGAAGAUAUUACAGUACCUCCCCCCAGCUACGAUUCUCUCGUAAUCGACCUAGAAGAGCAAAGUGAACGGCAACAGCUGCUGCAGCGUCAGCAGUACCAAGACCAGUCCCAGCACCAGCGACCCCAGCCUCAUCCCCAGAUAGAACUAAAUGGUACAGAAAUACAUGAGUUAGACUCUAGACAGAUGCUGCCGACAGCUGAACUCGAUCCUAUCAACUAUGCCACACAACCCGUAGAUUUCCCCACGACCCCAGAUCAACAGCAUAAUGCUACACCGGGGAUUAUAGUACCCUCCCAAACAACCAUACUUCCGAGGCACAGUGAGCCUUUAGCGCCCUACUCAACGCAACAACUUCAUCAAGACGGAUCCAUGCCUCCGCCUAAUUUAACACAUACAAAUCUAGGGGGUAAUCGACCGUCAUUAGCCCUAGAUACUCACAUAGACCGUUACAGGAACGUUCCCCGUAUGAAACACCUUUCUCCGAGUUCAUCGCUUCGAUCAACAAAAAGCUCGCAUAACAUUUCACCAGUUACUCCAUGGAGCGCAGGUUCAAACAGUUCUGGAGCCUGGACCAUGGGCUCAAGUAUUGAUACCGCGAUGACAUCCCCAAUAACACCUUUGAGUCCAAGUGACUUUCUACCAGCAUCCCGGCCUGAAGACAUCUUAAAUACAGCAAAGCCCACAUCCCCAUGCCCGCACGACAGGUGUGACUACAUGGUCGACGACAUGUCUGAACUACCAGGUGAUGAUUUGUUAUCCAUACCCCGUGGACUCUCUGAUCCGUUGAUGUUCUCUUUUGAGCCUAAGGAUAACUACUCAUGGAUACAGUCUGUAAAUACAGAGAUCUCGCUUUCGCCUUCCGUCAAUAUGAUGUUUACGGGACCUAAUACCAAGCCCACGAGUAUGCCGUCCGGAUUCCUCGAGCCAUCAGAUCGCAGCCUAGAUACUAGGACCCUUGUUGAGUCAGUAUGGGACGCCCUACAGGAACAUAUCGCAUCUUCAAGGUAUAAACUGUCGCACGUCGAAGGAAAUCCGUUAGUCGAGCAACUUCAAACACAGUCACCAAAAGCCGUGGCAUUAAAUGGUCUCUCGAGCCUGAGGAGAAUGCUGCAGGGAGGUAAUCCUACAGACCCGUUUGAUUACAUCUGCUUUAUACAUCUUAUUUACGCCCUCUCCCUCGUAAUCCACGAAAGCGAACUUGCAACUCGUUGUAACGCACUGUACCAACAAGCUCUUACUUACCGACGCUUCCUUGGGCCGACCCAUCGCGAAUAUUAUAUGCAGAUCGUAGUAGCAAUCUGGCAGCCGAUACUAGAGGAACAAUCGCAUGUCUUUAGAGGAGCCCGUACAGAUGGAUCGUCAAGUUCCAAGGGUAAAGAACCCGAGUAUCGAACAGGCUCGAGGAUCGAUUUGGAAGCCGAUCCUCUUGUUGCCGUAGGACAGAACUUCCUUGAUGACCUCGAAAAUUCCGUCAUAACCAAUGGCCCGCCAAAAUCAGAUGAGGUUUUCACAUCUCACCUUUAUUCCACCCAUGUAGCGGAAACCCACCCAGGCUCUUUAGACGACAGUCCUUUUUCAAUAACGGCCAACUAUAUUAUUCAAAGCUUAAGUUCGGGAUUCGGGCAUUCUGAAAUACUACUACCAAGACUCGGCGAAAUUGGGCAAAAGGUUCGUGUUGGGGAGAUCACCACCAUUCGCAAAUUCGAACUUGCGAUGUUACAAGCCGGCAAAAACUCUUUAGGCUCUUCCGACCUCUUCAACGAAUUCAUCCCACGAGUCAGGAGACUUUGUGACCCGAUUUACUCUGAACAGGGACUCCAAUCAAGAACAAGAUAUCAGACUCUGGGAAUAUCGUUGGUGGAAGCUCUUGUUCAAACAAUUGCGUCUAACACCCAACAUAUUCAAGGAAAUCCUACCGGGUUUUCAUUAGAGCUACCUGAAUCAACGUACGACCAAUUUCUCGAUACAUUUCCUUUUGAUAACACCACUGGUAUUGAAGGGGAAUUCCUCGUGAAUCUUGGCACAGGUCCUUCUCAGCAAAGUCAAACGGGGCUCACUGGUACUCCGAAUUUUAAUCCGGAGCUUGGCCCCAUCGACCUUCAAGACAUUAGUACCAGUGUUCCACCCCCGACGAUUGCCACCGAAGCUUUCGCUGAAACCACCUCACACACCGGGACCCCCGACAAUUCGUUUGCGACUUCGACUGGCUUCUCACCGCCGAUUACUGUUCCCACUCGACCGAAGCCUCUGUCGCCGGCCCACGUCGAACUACCACUGAAGCCGAUAUCCUCCUCGGCUCAGAAAGUGGAAGCAAAUGACCCCUGUGACAUCUGUGGGUACCGCCCGAAGGGAGACCCGCAGUGGUUCAAAGGCAGUAUGGCAAAGCACAAGAAGAUGCAGCAUUCAACUGGACCGCCAGUAAUCUAUAAAUGCCCUUUCCCUGGAUGUAAUAGUCAAUACAAGAACCGCCAGGAUAACCUACGCCAGCACCAAAUCGACAAGAAUCACUUCGUUGGCGACGAGACAGGCCGGAGACCCAGUAAGAGAAAGAAGUACUCUCCAGCAGAGUAG
Molecule: messenger RNA, 3108 nt
Organism: Daldinia loculata
Lineage: Eukaryota; Fungi; Ascomycota; Sordariomycetes; Xylariales; Hypoxylaceae
Exons: 4
Coding region: 1-3108 (1035 amino acids)
Source: RefSeq, a predicted model, not a curated record